Molecule: messenger RNA, 1461 nt
Organism: Polyodon spathula (Mississippi paddlefish)
Lineage: Eukaryota; Metazoa; Chordata; Actinopteri; Acipenseriformes; Polyodontidae
Gene: scrt2
Product: scratch family zinc finger 2
Exons: 2
Coding region: 416-1345 (309 amino acids)
Biological process (GO): regulation of DNA-templated transcription
Molecular function (GO): RNA polymerase II cis-regulatory region sequence-specific DNA binding; DNA-binding transcription factor activity, RNA polymerase II-specific
Source: RefSeq, a predicted model, not a curated record
GCACAGACGGUCCAGUGGUAAUUUGAUGUGUGUCUCUUGGGACAUUUGAUGGAUUAAAGCUAAGCAGCUCCAUUUCGCAGCACCACCUGAUCUCAAAGCCUGGGUCCCAUAUAAAAGAAGCUUGAUUGCUGAUCUCAGCUAGUCUGACAGUCUCUUCUCUCUUUCUCUCUCUCUUCUCUCUCUCUCUCUCUCUCUCUCUCUCUCUCUCUCUCUCUCUCUCUCUGUCUCUGUCACUUUCCCUGGCAGGAACUAUCCAGUGCUGAACAUUUUUUUUUUUACCAGGGAGCCAUCGUUCUGGGCUUCUUUUCUUUUUUCUUUUUAAGUUGGAAAAGGAUUAUUUCUUUUGUUGCAGCUCCUGUUUUUUAGUUUUUUUUUUUGUUUUUUGGGGGGUUGUUCGACGUCUCUCAGCUACAAUAUGCCACGCUCUUUUUUGGUAAAGAAGAUCAAGCUGGAUGAUUUUUCUUCCACUGCAGUGCCGGCUGCUAACCAGCACCACCACAGUCACCACCAUUUAGAGGAUUCGUAUGCCUUUGCACGGUCUAUUACAGAUUCCGUUGGGAGCUUAGGGGUCCGGAUUAGUGAAAAUGGCUACAUCCAAGAUUACAUCACGCCAUCGGCCUACGAGACCGAGAAGAAGAUGGGCCUCAAGCUGGCGUCGGUGGUGUCGGAGCCGGUCUACACUCAGGUGAGCAGCGGUGGAGAGGAAUACUCGGACCACGACAUGGAGCAGCCGGACAGUCCGCAGUCGGGAAUGACUGCCACUGGCUUCUUCAGCGGGGAGGCAGAGGCUCUGACGGAGGGCUACACCAUGGAUGCCUUCUUCAUCUCAGACGGGCGAUCGCGGAGGAAGAGCGAGAGCGAGCCCAGCGCAGUGGCCACCGGCCAACAGAGGCACAGCUGCAAUGAAUGUGGCAAGACCUACGCCACCUCCUCCAACCUGAGCCGGCACAAGCAGACCCACCGGAGCCUGGAUAGCAAGAUGGCACGCAAGUGCCCCUCCUGCAGCAAAGUGUAUGUCUCCAUGCCAGCCCUGGCUAUGCACAUCCUCACCCACGAUCUCAAGCACAAGUGUGAGGUGUGCAGCAAGGCCUUCAGCCGGCCCUGGCUGCUCCAGGGGCACAUGCGCUCGCACACCGGUGAGAAGCCUUUUGCCUGCGCUCACUGUGGGAAAGCCUUUGCCGACCGCUCCAACCUGAGGGCGCACAUGCAAACCCACUCGGCCUUCAAGCACUACAAAUGCAAGCGCUGCAAUAAGACCUUCGCACUCAAGUCCUACCUGAACAAGCACUAUGAGUCGGCCUGCUUUAAGGGUGCCCCGGAGGAGGACUCCUGCUCGGAGGACUGACACUCAAACUAAACAGAGCAAUCCUUUAGAAAGCAAUAUUUUCACUGAGAUUACAAAAAAAAGUAUAUGCUGGAUUUUCUGAAAAACUGCGACACACACACACACACACACACACA